Messenger RNA from Juglans regia (Persian walnut), 2905 nucleotides. Its product is annotated as putative disease resistance protein RGA1. Bases 51 to 2678 code for a protein of 875 amino acids. Lineage: Eukaryota; Viridiplantae; Streptophyta; Magnoliopsida; Fagales; Juglandaceae. The transcript has 2 exons. Gene Ontology annotation, molecular function: protein binding; ADP binding. Gene Ontology annotation, biological process: defense response to other organism. The record is from RefSeq and is a predicted model, not a curated record.
UUUCUGUAAGCACAACCCCCAUUCCAGUUUUGCAAAUUCCAUUGGCAAACAUGGUUGAUCUUGCCUUUGGCCUCGCAGGAAAGGUCUUGGAGAAACUAGGGUCCUUUGCAUAUCAAGAGCUUUGCUUGGCCUGGGGCCUCCAAACUGACCUGAAAAAGAUUGAGCGCACUAUUUCCACCAUCAAAAUCGUGCUCUUGGAUGCUGAAGACAAGCAAGCAAGCAAUCUCGUGCUGAGGGACUGGCUGUGGCAGCUCAAAGAUAUCUUAUAUGAUGCAGAUGAUGUGAUAGAUGAAAUUGAGUACAACGCUUUAAGGAAGCAAGCGAUUACAGCAUACGGAAGCACUAGUACAAAGGUACGACAUUUCUUUUCUUCCUCCAUGGCACUUCCAUCCCGUUUAAAACUGGCUCACAAAAUCAAGGACAUUAGAGAGAGGUUAGAUGAGAUUAAAGCUAAUAAGAAUCAGUUUAAUCUCAUUGAACGACGUGAAGAUGAGCAUGUCAUGCCCAUGUGGAGGGAAAUGACUCAUUCCAGUGUUGAAUCAUUGGUCAUCGGUAGGCAUGGGGACAAAGAAAAAAUCGUAGAGCCUCUGAUGAAGGCCAAUGGAAAUGUUAAUGUAAUUUCCAUAGUUGGAUUAGGAGGUAUGGGGAAGACCACACUUGCCAAGUUGGUCUACAAUGAUGAGACCGUAGUUAAUCAUUUUCAAUUGAAAAUGUGGGUUUGUGUCUCUACGGAUUUUAGAGUUACAAGAUUGAUGGAAGAAGUCCUAAAAUCUGCUGGUUGUAAAGUUAAUAAGAAUUCAAGUACUGAAGAUACAUUGCAGACUAGAUUGAGAGAACUUUUAGAGGAUAAAAGGUUUCUACUGGUCUUAGACGAUGUCAGGAAUGAUAAUAGAAAUAAAUGGGUUGAAUUGAUAGAUUUGCUUAAUGGAGGUUCGCAUGGAAGUGUAAUUGUUGUAACAACACGUAGUCACAAGGUGUCUUCCAUUUUAGACCCUAUUUACACACAUUCUUUAGAAGGUCUAUCAAAAGAAGAUUGUUUGUCUCUGUUUGUGAAAUGUGCAUUCAAGGAAGGAGAAGACAAACGAUAUCCAAACCUCUUAUCAAUUGCGGAUAAAAUAGUGGAAAAGUGUAAAAGGGUUCCAUUGGCCGUGAAGAGUUUAGGUGGUCUACUUUAUUCGAAAGUCGAUGAAAGAGAGUGGGAAUUUGUGAGAGAUAGCGAGAUCUGGGAAUUAGAAGAAAAUGAAGGAAGCAUCUUACCUGCAUUGCGAUUGAGUUAUAAUCAAAUGCCAAUUCAUUUGAAGCGAUGCUUUGCCUAUUGCGUUAAUUUCCCAAAGGAUCAUGAAUUCAAUAAUUUCUUGUUAAUUGAACAAUGGGUGGCACAUGGAUUAAUUCUCCAAUUACCUGUUUACAAAAAACAGGAGUUGGAAGAUAUUGGAGACUUGUACAUUAAAGAGUUAAUGUCGAGAUGUUUCUUCCAAGAUCUUGAUGAACCUAUUUUUGAUAUGUAUACCUUCAAAAUGCAUGAUCUCGUUCAUGAUCUUGUGCUCUCUAUUGGCCAUGAAGAGUGGUUGGAAAUAGACUCUGACAAUAAAGACAUGGCCUCGACUGUUCAUCAUUUGUCAAUUUCAUCUAGUGACCAACAAGUUUCAAAGUUUUCGAACAAGUUAGCUAAUGUGAGGAGCAUCAUGUACCGAACCAAACCACACGUGUCCUCAGUUGAAGCAUGCAUCUCAAGAUUCAAGUCUUUACGUGUGCUAGCUAUACCUGGUUCAAAUUUUGAGAAUUUGCCAAGUUCCAUUGGUACUCAAAAGCAUUUGAGAUAUCUUGACCUAUCCAAUAAUCUGUCGAUCAAGAAGCUUCCUAAUUCCAUUUGCAAGUUACACAAUUUGCAAACCUUGUUACUUGGUGGAUGUCGAAACCUUGAACGACUGCCCAAAGAUAUGAGGAACAUGAUCAACCUUAGGUUUCUUGGGAUUUCAACAAAAGAUACAUGCUUGUUCGUGAAUGGAGUAUGUUGCUUUAAUUCUCUUCAGAUUUUAUUUGUGGUGGAAUGUCCAAGACUCGAAUGCUUGUUUCCACAGAUGGACAGGUGCCUCACCAACCUUCGUAUAUUGGUUUUUGUGGAUUGUGAUAGUUUGACCUCUUUGCCACCUAUUAUCAAGCACCUAAAAGCCUUAGAGUCAUUGUGCAUUUGUGAUUGUGAAGAAAUAGAUUUGACGGGAGGAGGAGGAGGAGGAGAUGUACAAGACCUCAAUUUGAGACUCCAAAUCUUGUAUAUAAUAAAUUUACCAAAGUUGGAGAUUUUACCCGAAUGGCUCCUAGGAUCUGCAAACACGUUAAAGGAGCUACAUAUCAAUGGCUGCGAAAAUCUGAAUGCGUUGCCAGAGUGGUUACCAACUCUGAAAUCACUUCACUCAUUGGAGAUCAUUGAAUGCGAUGAGCUAUCAUCUCUACCGGAGGGGAUUCAUCAUAUGAAAACAUUAAGAAAAGUGAAGAUUAAAGAUUGUCCUCAACUUGUUACUCGUUUAGAAGACUGGUCUAACAUACCAGAGCUCGAACUCGAUUCUGAAGAUGAUCAAGAAUAUGAUGAGCAUUCUGAAAAAGGUGAAGAUGAUCAAGAUGAUCAAGAAGACGAUGAGGAUUCUAAAAAAGGUGAAGAUGAUGAAGAAGAUGCUUAGCUUUGGCCUUAAUUCGACGAGCCAUGAGUCGAAGUGAAUGCCAGCUUGAACGGACAUAGCUUUGAUCGGUACCUAUAUAUAUAUAUGUUAUUUGGAUUGGUGAAUAAUAAUGUAUUUGCUUCGGUACCUAUAUCUAUCUUUUUUCAAUGUAUAAAAUGCUUCACGUGUACUGUUGGUUUCGUAAAUGCAUGUGGGGAAUAAUAAUGUAUUGGAAUAAUAAUGUACUA